Molecule: messenger RNA, 450 nt
Organism: Rotaria sp. Silwood1
Lineage: Eukaryota; Metazoa; Rotifera; Eurotatoria; Philodinida; Philodinidae
Source: the annotation of a GenBank genome assembly
AUGUUUCAAUUGACUAAUUUAGUUCGUCUUCUUUUACAAAAAAAAAUAUCAUCAGAACUAUGUGAGGUAUGUAUUACAUUACAAACGGGUAAAUGUAUAAAUGAAACAUGUGUCUGUCAUCCUGGGUUCGUCGGACCUGUAUGUACAGAUCGAGUAACAACUUCGGUUGCACAAUUAUCUGCAUCUCAAAUUAAUAUAAGUGCUGUCUUAGCUGGCAUUCUCGGUGGUAUUUUUUUUGGUGUUAUUGUUAGUUUAAUGAUUUUUUUUAUUUGGAAAAGAAGAGUUAAAAAGAAAUCAUUUGCAUUGUCUUCAUCAACAAUAGCUACAAAUUUAUCAUCAUCAAUACCUGUUGUAGUACCUGCUUUAUAUGAUAUAUCAUCAUCUCGACGAGCUUCAUCUGUAACAUCUGCUCCAACAGUGACUUAUCAUUUAUAUGAAGAAUUAUUAUAA